GGUGACCAUUCUCACAUGAUUUAAAGUGUCAGCGAUCCAAGCAUCAUCCUGGCGCUGGUCCUGGUCAUGCUGUAAAGCCAGUGUUGAGUGCUUCGAGUCCAGUUGUACCUUAAUCACAUGUCCCUGAGGCGACUGAGCGGCGUCCACCAUUUAUUGCCGACAGGACAGGUCCUCGUAAACUCGUUACCAGGUCUUGAAGACUUGCCUUGCCAGUGGCCUUGCUUCUUCUUGGGCCCGGCUGUACAUACGCUGACAGGACAGUCUUAUGAUGGCCAUGGGACGCCUGUCAAUUCUGAAUGAGGUUUCUGUUGUGGCUCGGCCGGCAAACAAUCUUCCACGGCGAGUGGUUCAGCAUCAGCAUCGAACACCAACCCCACUUCAGGGGCAGCGGGCACAUGUACUAGUACAUCCGUCCCGACCAUUUUGCUCCUCAAACGUCAACAUGUCGACCAACAAAGACUGGGAUGCAGCGCAGUACCUGAAAUUCGAACGGGAGCGGACCCGACCAGCGCUAGAUCUUUUGGGACAAGUACCAUUGACUCUGACUCGACCGCCCGAACGUGUUUUCGACUUGGGCUGUGGACCGGGAAACUCGACGGCGGUCUUGGUGGAUAGGUUUCCCGACGCCCAUAUUGUGGGGAUCGACAGUUCACCGGAUAUGCUUGAAAAGGCGAGGAAAAGACGGCUUCCCGGUCGUGUAGAGUUUCGGCUGGGCGAUGUGAGUGAUGUGAGGUCCUUAUUCGAGGACAAAGACAAAGACGAGGAUACCGAUGCGUCAGCUCUAGGUUCAACUUCUGCUUCAGCCUCAGCCUCAGCCUCAGCGGACCUUCUCUUCUCAAAUGCCGUCUACCACUGGCUGCCGCACGAAAAGAGACUUGAAAUAUUCGCCGAGAUGAUCAAGACUCUGAAACCCGGUGGCGUAUUUGCAUUCCAGUCUCCGGACAAUACGUCGCAGCCUUCGCACGUUGCGAUGCGGACGGUCGCUGAAGACGAAAAGGGGCCCUGGCAUCAGACGUUGAAGCGACUCGGACUUCUGGGGAGGCCUCGCCUACCUUUUCAAUCGCCCGAAGAGAUAUAUAACAGCCUCAAACCUCUUUGCUCGGAUAUCAAUAUCUGGCAUACUUUUUAUUAUCAUAUCCUGGACGACCACAAGGCAAUUGUGGAAUGGGUCAAGAGCACGGGACUUCGUCCGUACAUUGAUCCUCUGGACAAUGAACAGAGAGAAGCUUAUCUGAAUGCUUACCUGGAAAGAAUUCAACGGCUUUAUCCAACUCUCGAGGAUGGGAGGGUGUGUCUUCCUUAUCCGCGUCUGUUUGUCGUUGCUGUUCGAGCUUAGAGCGUGAGCCGGAGGGUGCAGCCAGUGAUGCAGCGGAGGACAAAACAACAACUACCUGUGUCUGGGAAGAGACUAAAGGCGUGGAAGAAUCCUUGAGAUGCCCUAGCUGGUACUAUAAGUGGUGACCCAGCACUGCAGUGAAUACCACCUGGUCAGCUGACCUUGGGGGCUGCGCUCCGAAAAUUCAAGGGUUACAUUUUUCGACGACUAAAUUCCUACCAGCACUGACCAGCCUCGGCCUCUAGAUUACUGCAUCCGACACCACCUCGGGGUGGCGCAGUGGUAUAAGCCCUGAACAACUGGUGUCCAUACCUCAGCAGAGAGUGUUGUGACUCGAGAACGGGUGCUCGGAAAAAUCUCAGCCUUAGACCAUGGAGGGUAACAGCUCUGUGCAGGCCGGGGUUUCGCUCCCUUGGACCUCAGUGGCCUGAUCAACCACUGGGCUUCAAGGUUAAGUUUUUGUUUCUUUUUGGGUCGAUUCUUGCCGGCUUUUUUUGUUGUUUUGCCCGUGCUGCAGAAUGUGCGCGGUGAAGACGAGAACCGGCUUGGUGUCAAGGGGAGGGUUGAUUCGGGUUACGAACGAGGAGGCCUCCGGCGCGAACGAAGGAGAGUCACGUUGGGUGAGUCAGGAGUGGCUGCUGGCUGCAUUACCACCUGUUCAAGUUCCGUGGGAAGACGCUCCUACUACAUCCAUUGGAAAACAGUCUCCAACGUCUGAUCCGGGAAGCGUUCUGAGAGCUGGUUCAGCUUGGCUCCGGACGUGGAUCUCGAGACUGGAGCGGAGGGGAACAAGCUGGCUACUAGGUGUUGGUCCAUCCUCCAUUCCAGACGCAUCUUGAUGAGUCAACCGCAGCUUCCCGGGGGUCCCGGUAUUGAUACAAAUCAGCCAUGGACCGCAUCAUCUACACUUCCGCCAGAACUGUCUAUAAAAUUCGCUUAUCAGCCAAAUCCCCGGAAACCCAGUACUUCGGCAUGCCCUUACGUCGUCGGUACGAUCGGCUUCUGGUUCGUUCAAAGUUAUCAUGCCAGUCUCCUUUGUCGGAACGGUCUCCGUCGAUCCGCGUGGAUGGCCUGGUUCGGUUGGCAUUCUUCCAACCUAGCUGAGUUGCUUUGUCAGCGAACAGAUGCCCCCACACAGGCACGUCCCCUUUUCAGGGCAGUCUCGUGGCCUAAAGCUCAGGCCAGUCUAUCGCACCCGAUCGGGACAGACAUACAGUCCGGUCUAUGAUGCAUGUGUACUUCCCCAUCAUGCAUAUACUUGCCCAGCUGCCAGAAUGGCGCUUUCGCAACAUGCUACCGCCCGCUGUGACGACAAAAUACACAACGAAGAAACAAAUUGUACUUUUGCUAUCCGCUUGAUAUCAGGCCACAGCUUCACCGUUGGUAUCAUACAUGAUGUGAUACCAAGCCCACCAUCCCGUCUAAUACCGUCAACUCCAGCAUUAAUUUCUUAACUCCCAUAGUCCUUGUUUUGCGCCGUUGCUGUUGUACAAGAUUCCAGCCCAUUCCACAAGUUUCGAAUCUACCUUUGAUGGAUGAUCCCAUCGCCUUGCGUCUUUGUUUCUCAGAGCAUCCCAUCACGCUUGAACCCCAACAGCAGAGUUGAUUCUUUACCCCGUUCGUCGUCAAGGAGUAAGUCAAACAGGACAAACCCACGGCAUCGGUGGCAACGGAUCUCUCCUCUCUCUACUCCAAAGCAACCGCCUCUCACAGAAACUAGGCGACUCCGGCCGUGGAUCAAUUCUCCAGAUUCUCUGGACGUCAAGAUUCCUAGCGAGCUGCGGAUACUCGAUCCACUGCCAGACGCUGUUCCAGCGCCACGCUUGGUCUGAACGGGUGAACAGAUAGGCAUCCGGAUUGAGCGUUGCAGCCGCCGCGGCUUGGUAAUAGCACCAAUCAAAGACGUUCCCCGCGUCCUCUCCAGGUCGCAGAACGGCGUUUGCAGCCCAAUAUUCCGCCAAGUGGGAAGUUAUAUGGUUCCUCUGCGUCCUCAGCCAGAAUCGAUUGGUUCCGUCGAUCACCGAGUAGGCGUCUAUCCCGCUCCUCAUGAGAUACCCCAGGAUGUUUAGGAAGGUCUGCGCUCGCUCUUCGGCCGGUUGCAUGGGCAGGUUGGUGUAGAACCAGACUGAGCUUUCGCGUGUUGCUCGCCCUGCGUCGUGUCCGUCUCGGUAGUGCGAUACUAGCUCGUACAUGGUGGGAAGGCGGAAGUCGCAGUCCCAUUGGAGUGUGUGCUCGUUCCAGAUGCAUUGGCGGCGGUGGAGGUGGAGGUGGCUGGAGUUGCUGGUGGUGGUAUUGGUACUGGGAAAAGUAAGGUUGAUUGGUGGUGUUGUGUGUUGCAACACUGAUGAUGGAACGGUUGGUACAGUGGCAUCUUGUGUCGCGGCCAUUGACGGCGUGUAGGGAGGAGGCAUAGGUGGAUUUGAGAUGGUGUCUUGUUGUACCCAUGCUCGCUCGAACCAUCGUGCUUGAACCAUAUUGGCCAGGCUGACGGCUAGCCAAAACAAGAGAACGAUUUUGGCCAUGGGAGCCAUACUUGUGGACUCGAUCUGCCGGCGAAGUGGAUGUGAUAUUGUAUACCUAUGGAUACAAUAGUCCUCUCGUCGGUAUUGACUUGACCAGGCUAAUAGAGCCUCAAGUCCUUGCCCUUCUGUAAUAUAUCAAAGGUUAAAACCAGUCGAUUUACAAUAUAAGGUAUUGGACGUCUUACAUACCAAG
Messenger RNA from Exophiala dermatitidis NIH/UT8656, 4051 nucleotides. Its product is annotated as trans-aconitate 2-methyltransferase. NCBI's taxonomy places the organism in Eukaryota, Fungi, Ascomycota, Eurotiomycetes, Chaetothyriales, Herpotrichiellaceae. The transcript has a single exon. The coding region runs from base 266 to 1336 and encodes 356 amino acids. The record is from RefSeq and is a predicted model, not a curated record. Gene Ontology annotation, molecular function: trans-aconitate 2-methyltransferase activity.